Messenger RNA from Trichomycterus rosablanca, 1732 nucleotides. RefSeq names its product surfeit 4, like (gene surf4l). The record is from RefSeq and is a predicted model, not a curated record. Bases 157 to 966 code for a protein of 269 amino acids. Gene Ontology annotation, biological process: Golgi organization. The transcript is spliced from 6 exons. Gene Ontology annotation, cellular component: endoplasmic reticulum-Golgi intermediate compartment; membrane; endoplasmic reticulum. NCBI's taxonomy places the organism in Eukaryota, Metazoa, Chordata, Actinopteri, Siluriformes, Trichomycteridae.
GGAGAGGAUUUUUAUCAAUACCGACCAUAAGCAGAGAGACGUCGCUUUAAUAAAGCUCUAACACACCUGUAAGAGAAAACAUAACCGGACCUACAACUGACCGACGCUCAUCGGUUAACAGUGUAGAGGACUCGGUGUGCAGAGGAUCUGUGUGCCAUGGUUCAGAACGGUCUGAUGAGCAAUGCCGAGGACGUGGCGGAUCAGUUCCUGCGGGUGACAAAGCACUACCUUCCCCAUGUAGCACGUCUCUGUCUUAUCAGCACCUUCCUGGAAGAUGGUGUCAGGAUGUGGUUCCAAUGGGGCGAGCAGAGAGAGUACAUUGAGAGCACGUGGGGAUGUGGCUUCUUUCUUGCCUCACUUUUUGUGUUAAUAAACUUACUGGGUCAGCUAGGUUGUUGUGUACUUAUUCUCAGUAGAAAUUUUGUACAGUAUGCCUGCUUUGGAUUAUUUGGAGUGAUUGCACUACAGACUAUUGCUUACAGCAUCUUGUGGGUCCCCAAGUUUUUAAUGAGGAAUCUGGCACUGGGUGGUGGGCUGUUGUUGCUUCUGGCUGAGUUGCGUUCGGAGGGCAGAAGCAUGUUUGCAGGUGUGCCUACAGUACGAGAGAACUCCCCUAAGGAGUACAUGCAGCUGGGGGGCAGAGUGCUGCUGGUGCUCAUGUUUAUGACCCUGUACCACUUUGAUGGCAACGUCCUCUCCAUGUUGCAAAACUUGGUGGGCACUGGUCUGAUGGUUCUGGUUGCUAUUGGCUUUAAGACUAAACUGGCUGCCCUCACUCUUGUGGUCUGGCUGUUUGUCACUAAUGUCUAUGUCAAUGCAUUCUGGACUGUUCCGGCCUACAGGCCAAUGCAUGACUUCCUUAAGUACGACUUCUUCCAGACCAUGUCUGUGAUCGGAGGCUUGUUGCUUGUGGUGGCUCGAGGUCCUGGUGGAGUCUCUAUGGAUGAGAAGAAAAAAGAGUGGUGAGACUCUGCAACUCUCAAAUGGCUCGCUUAACUCACUUACUGUAAUGUGUGCUGUGCAGUUGUUCUCUGCAUUAAUGCUAGAACAAAGUGCACUAUGUAUGGAGUAGGGAGCAGUUUGAGACAUGGCAUGUAGUAAAGUUACCCAGAAACCAACAAUGUGUCCCACCCUAUACUCUGGUCUCACAAUGUCCUUUAUGUCAAUUUCUACAGGCACUUUUAGUAAUCUGUGUAUUCUUUUGUCAUAUUUAUUAUUAACAGUUCUAGCCAGAACAUUUUAUUCAUGCCUCCUGUCACCACUCUGUUAGGACUCAGUGUGUAUAAUACCUGAUCUUAUUACAGGUGUAUUACAGAAGAGAAAUAAGGGGUAAAUAUGUGGUUAGACCAAGUUUGUGUAUUUUCUAAAACAUUAAGAAAUUGUGAUUGAUCACCCUUAAAGUUAUUUUUUACAUCACACUUUUGUAGACAUGUUGACUCCUAAUGUCAGUGUAUGGAAUUGUUAAUUGUGUGUAUACUGUCUAUUGUCAGGUCACUAUAAAGUUUACAGUUGCUUAUAGUAUUUUUCAACACGGAACAGGCAUUUUAAAUAAAUUAAACCCUGUGAUUUUUUUCAUGCAGUGUUUUUGCCUUUGUACAAAAUAUGAGCAGACGAAAUUGUUUUUAAGUGUCUUUAAUAUAUGUUUUGAUAAAGGAAGAAUAAAAAAGAAAAUUGUGUCAAUAAAAUAUUUUUGAGUUUGCAGCUGCCAUCAUCUCAAUUGUUUAAAGAGUAC